GAUUUGCUUCUCGAGAAGGCGUCUGAGAUCAAUGCGCUAGACAAAACUGGAAAAACAGCCCUCCACAUCGCAAUUGAGCAAGGUCUCACAACCGAAGCCCAAUGUAUUAUACGUGACGGAGCCAAUAUCGCCAUAGCUGACAACGAGGGGCAGCAACCUCUUUAUCUAGCUUGUGUAGAGGGUCAUACUGAGCUAGUCGAGCUGCUACUUAGGGAGAAAGCAAGCAUCGACGCAGCAUCAAAUCGUGACGAGACCCCAAUCGCUGCGGCGUGUCGAAAUGGCCAUACCAAGAUCGUCAAUAUUCUUCUCGAUGGAAAAGCCAACACCAAGACAUCUGACAAUAGGAAGUGGACUCCACUACACUGGGCUAGUGUUGGAAACCACGAAGAGAUCGUGAAGCGUCUUCUUGGAGUGGAUACGUUAAAUCUCAAUGCUACUGAGGCCUUGACACAUUGGACUCCGCUCAAUGUAGCUGCUUAUUGUGGCCACAAAGGCGUUGUUUCUCUCCUUCUUGAAAAGAACGCCGAUCUCUACAUUAAAAACUCCUUACAAUGGACUCCGUUAAUGACAGCCACGACAAUGCAACACCUAGAGAUUGUCAGGACAAUCCUUGACCAUAAGACC
Molecule: messenger RNA, 624 nt
Organism: Fusarium oxysporum Fo47
Lineage: Eukaryota; Fungi; Ascomycota; Sordariomycetes; Hypocreales; Nectriaceae
Product: ankyrin repeat-containing domain protein
Exons: 1
Molecular function (GO): protein binding
Source: RefSeq, a predicted model, not a curated record